GUCUUGAUGACGUGGUUAAUUUGCGAUCUGUUCUGUCUAUUGUGUUUAUUUUGAGCUUUUUACGGUUGUCUCGCGAAUGUACGCGGCAUUCACAUAAAAAUUGCCUUGCCUCCCUUUUGGAAUGGACUGGAAAACAUCUUAAAAACAUUGUCUGCUUGGGUCCAAUGCAAAAAUGAAUAAAGGGUGGCUUGAGCUCGAGAGUGAUCCAGGGCUGUUCACUCUACUUGUGGAAGACUUUGGUGUUAAAGGUGUCCAAGUCGAGGAAAUUUAUGAUCUUCAAAGCAAGUGUCAAAGUCCUGUCUAUGGCUUCAUCUUCCUGUUCAAAUGGAUUGAGGAGCGCCGGUCCAGGAGGAAAGUUAACACUUUGGUUGAUGAGACCUCUGUCAUUGAUGAGGAAAUUGUAAACGAUAUGUUUUUUGCUCACCAGCUGAUACCCAACUCAUGUGCCACCCACGCUUUGCUGAGUGUUCUUCUGAACUGCAGUGGUGUUGAGCUUGGCACCACGCUGAGUCGCAUGAAGGCUUUUACAAAAGGAUUUAGUCCAGAAAGCAAAGGUUACGCAAUAGGAAAUGCCCCAGAGCUUGCAAGAGCACAUAACAGCCAUGCCAGACCGGAGCCCAGGCACCUGCCAGAGAAACAGAACGGCAUCAGUGCUGUGCGAACCAUGGAAGCCUUCCACUUUGUUAGCUAUGUUCCCAUCAAAGACCGCCUCUUUGAGCUUGAUGGACUCAAGGCUUACCCCAUUGACCAUGGGCCCUGGGGUGAAGAUGAGGAAUGGACUGAUAAGGCUCGCCGUGUUAUUAUGGAGAGGAUUGGACUGGCCACUGCUGGCGAACCGUACCAUGACAUCCGCUUCAACCUCAUGGCAGUGGUGCCUGACCGCAGGAUGAAGUAUGAGUCCAAACUGGAAAUUCUAAAGAGGAAUCGGCAGACUGUUCUAGAGGGUCUACAGAAGAUGAUCCGGCUCACUCAACCUGAGCUUGUCCAUGACAAGAAGCAGCAGGACUCUUCCUCUCCAGAUGAAACCACCACUGCCAUUAAGAAAGAAGCAGAUGCAGGGCCAGGUACUUCCCAAGGGGCUAAUACAGAUUCAGUGGAUAAAAGUGGGGCUCAGUCCAAAGGUGUUUCCAGCCCUUCAGGAAGCACUAAAAUCAUGGGCAAACCACAAGUCCCCUCUGGAGGAGGUCCCCAACAAGUCACCAGUCCCAGCCCCAUUGUUCAACGCCUGCCUGCCUUCCUUGACAAUCACAACUACGCCAAGUCUCCAAUGCAGGAGGAGGAGGACCUUGCAGCUGGCGUUGGGCGCUCUCGAAUGCCAGGUCCCCCUCAGCCCCCAUACUCGGACGAUGAAGAUGAUUAUGAUGAGGAGGAGGAAGAAGUGACUGGUUCUGUAAGAGCUUCCAGCAGAUUUAGACGGAAGGCGAGUCUGCGCUCACGAGCAGGUCGCGUUGGGACCGGAAUGGAGAGCCAGAUCGCUCUCAAUGUUUUGGCUGAGAAACUAAAGAAGGAAGCUCAAAGAAAAGAUGGUUUAAAUACUCCUCUGUCUGUGCGCACUGAAGGUCGCACCGGGGGUAUUUGUAUCACAUCUGCUUCACAGCCUUCACCGACACCCAGCAACGAAAGCACCGACACGGCCUCUGAAAUUGGCAGCGCUUUCAACUCCCCCCUGCGCUCACCUGCACGCUCCCAAGCUGCCACGCGCCCGUCGAGUCCAGUUGCAUCCCAUCUGUCGCGUGUGCUGUUUGGAGAAGAUGAGAUGUUGAGGCUAGACUCCAGACAUAACCGUGCCGUGAGAGAACUUGGCCCCUCUGUCAGUAUAGCGUUGCUGCACCUACGGGAGGAUGGAGUCGUAUAUGCUCUCCCUCCAUCUGGAGAUUUGGCCGCUGAAGGCACAAAGCGGCCCUGCACUCCUGAGAAAGCAAAAGUUAAAGAGCAAGCAGAUGAAAAAGAUGGCGUAAAAGAGGGAGAUGAGGGACCCUCUGUAGAGGUGAAGAAAGAAGAAGAGAAGAAAGCUGGAGUAGAGGUGAAACCUGGGAAGGAAAAGAUCAGCACUGAAUCUGGAGCAGACAGCAAACCUCCUGGUGAUAAGUAUUCACCCAAAGAGCUGUUAGCACUGCUGAAGUGUGUGGAGGCUGACAUUGCCAAUUAUGAGGUGUAUCUAAAGGAGGAAGUAGAAAAGAGAAAGAAAUACAAAAUUGAUGAUCAGAGGAGGACCCACAAUUAUGACGAGUUUAUCUGCACCUUUAUAUCAAUGCUGGCCCAAGAAGGCAUGUUGGCUAGCCUUGUGGAGCAAAAUAUUUCCGUGCGUCGUCGGCAGGGAGUGAGCAUCGGCCGCCUGCACAAACAGAGGAAGCCUGAUCGAAGGAAACGCUCUCGACCUUACAAAGCCAAACGGCAGUAAUUGCAGUCAUGUCUGUAAGUAAUCUGUGAGCACCAAGCAAUCACCGCAGAGGAAGAAAAAAAAAAGGAAAAAAGCUGCACUCCUGAUACUCAUUCCUAGAGGCAGUGUAGAGUUGUACAUUAGCCAGAGCCUCUUUUGCUUCGUGAAAUGGACCGUAUUUUUGGCCUUUUAUUAUUUACUGUAUAUAUAUCCUGCCAUUAUAGGCUGUAAAUCUUCAUGUGCCAUUUCUAUCUAUAGAUUGUAAAUAUGAAAAAGGCAUGUCUCUGCACAUGAAUGCUUUUUAUUGGAAGACAUUUGCUACAUUUUCAUGGUCAAUUCAACAGUUUGCUACGAUAUGACUUAUUUAAACUCCUGUAUAUGUAACUGAAUAUUCACUUUGGUAACCACAAGUCAAUAUUUCUUCAGUGCCAUUGAAGUAUUGAAUGUUUUGACAAAUAAAGUUGUCUUUAUUCAUCCAUAAAUAUUUAGUCUUAGUCUUAGUCAGUGCUGUAUAAUCAACUUUAUGAUGUUGCUAUGAACAAUUAUAGUCUCAAGUCACAAUCCAUCUCUGUCUAUUUUUAUUUUCUCACUAGAAUGACUUUUCAUUAAAGGCUUUAUUCUUUUUUUUUUUUUUGUCAACUUGUGCUUUGGGAUUCUGUAAAUGAUAAACAAGCACUUGUUAUUUUUGUAUCCCAUAUGGAUCUUAGAGUGAGUGAUUAUUCAGUUGGAUGUGUGCAGCUGUGUGUUUUUGUACAUAUUUAUCUGUUCUCUCUCUCUGUUCGCCUGUACGUGGAGUUCAGUAAUUCUGUUUUUUUGCCAGUUCAUUCUGCAAUAAAGUUAGUGAAAAUA
Messenger RNA from Melanotaenia boesemani (Boeseman's rainbowfish), 3229 nucleotides. RefSeq names its product BRCA1 associated protein-1 (ubiquitin carboxy-terminal hydrolase) (gene bap1). Gene Ontology annotation, cellular component: cytoplasm. The transcript is spliced from 17 exons. Gene Ontology annotation, molecular function: cysteine-type deubiquitinase activity. The record is from RefSeq and is a predicted model, not a curated record. Bases 173 to 2401 code for a protein of 742 amino acids. Gene Ontology annotation, biological process: ubiquitin-dependent protein catabolic process; protein deubiquitination. NCBI's taxonomy places the organism in Eukaryota, Metazoa, Chordata, Actinopteri, Atheriniformes, Melanotaeniidae.